Messenger RNA from Kogia breviceps (pygmy sperm whale), 2671 nucleotides. NCBI's taxonomy places the organism in Eukaryota, Metazoa, Chordata, Mammalia, Artiodactyla, Physeteridae. The record is from RefSeq and is a predicted model, not a curated record.
AUGUCUGCCUCGGGUCCAGCCACGCAGGAUAAUACCCGGAACUACCGCCCCAUCCGCCGAAAAAAACCGGAAGAAGCUGACGGUGGCUGGCGAGGUCCAAAGUUCCCGCCCAGCCCCUCUGUUUUAUUCUUUCCCCGCCUCCUCCGCGGAAGCGGAGCGCCAAACUCAAACUUUAACAGGACCCGGACGUCUUUUAGGCUAGUGCUGCGGGCCGGGUUUGUUGGAGUUUCCAGCACACCGGCCGGGGAAGCGGUUCAGCAUGAGCCAGGUUCUGUUCCAGCACCUCGUCCCAUUGCAAGUGAAAUGCAAAGACUGCGAGGAGAGGAUUUAGUUAUCCGUCUGACUGAUGAUACUGAUCCAUUUUUUCUGUAUAACCUUGUUAUAUCAGAGGAAGAUUUUCAGAGUUUAAAAUUCCAGCAAGGUCUUCUGAUAGACUUCUCAGCUUUCCCACAAAAAUUCAUAGAUCUCCUUCAGCAGUGUACUCAAGAACAUGCCAAAGAAAUUCCAAGGUUUUUGCUACAGUUAGUUUCUCCAGAAGCUAUUUUGGAUAACUCACCUGCUUUUUUAAAUGUGGUAGAGACAAAUCCUUUUAAGCAUCUUACACACCUUUCAUUAAAACUGUUACCUGGAAAUGAUGUGGAAAUAAAGAAGUUUCUAGCAGACUGUUUGAAAUGUAGCAAGGAAGAAAAAUUAUCAUUGACACAAUCACUAGAUGACGUUACCAGGCAACUGAAUUUCACACAAAAGACACUAUCAGAAAAAAUCCAGGAAUUAGAUAAGUUACGGAAUGAAUGGGCAUCACACACAGCAACAUUGUCAAAUAAGCAUUCUCAAGAACUGACGAAUGAGAAGGAAAAAGCUUUGCAGGCACAGGUUCGAUACCAACAGCAGCAUGAACAACAGAAAAAAGAUUUAGAAAUCCUCCAUCAACGAAACAUCCAGCAGCUACAAAACAGAUUGUCUGAGUUAGAAUCUGCUAAUAAAGACCUCACUGAAAGGAAAUAUAAAGGAGACUCUACCAUCAGAGAACUUAAAACAAAGCUGUCUGGUGUUGAAGAGGAGCUCCAGCGGGCUAAGCAAGAAGUCCUCUCUUUGCGAAGAGAGAAUUCUACACUUGAUGCUGAGUGCCAUGAAAAAGAAAAGCAUAUUAAUCAUCUACAAACAAAAGUGGCUGUUUUAGAACAGGAAAUCAAGGAUAAGGAUCAGCUUGUUUUAAGAACAAAAGAAGCAUUUGAUACAAUCCAGGAACAAAAGGUGGCUUUAGAAGAAAAUGGUGAGAAAAAUCAAGUACAACUAGGAAAACUUGAAGCUACAAUAAAAUCAUUAUCAGCUGAACUUCUUAAGGCAAAUGAAAUUAUCAAAAAGUUGCAAGGAGAUCUGAAGACCUUAAUGGGUAAAUUGAAACUGAAGAAUACAGUAACGAUUCAGCAAGAGAAACUCUUGGCUGAGAAGGAAGAAAAAUUACAGAAGGAACAAAAAGAAUUACAAGAUGUUGGACAGUCUCUCCGAAUUAAAGAGCAAGAGGUAUGCAAGUUACAAGAACAAUUAGAAGCUACAGUUCAAAAACUUGAAGAAAGCAAAGAGCUUCUAAAAAAUAAUGAGAAGUUAAUCACAUGGUUAAAUAAAGAAUUAAAUGAAAAUCAGCUAGUGAGAAAGCAAGAUGUAUUGGGACCUUCAACCACUCCACCUGUACAUUCUAGUAGCAACACCAUCAGAAGUGGAAUUUCUCCUAACUCUAAUGUGGUUGAGAGUAGACUGACUUACCCAACUUGUGGGAUUGGUUAUCCUAUCUCCUCUGCAUUUGCAUUCCAGAAUACCUUUCCUCAUCCUAUAGCUGCCAAAAAUACCAUCCACCCAGUUUCAGGACCAAAGGUGCAGUUUAACUUGCAGUUUACAAAACCAAGUACAUCACUAGGAGAUGUUCAAUCAGGAACAACUGUUAGUAUGCCCUGCUCAACUGAUAAGGAAAAUGGUGAAAAUUUAGGGCUGGAACCCAAAUAUCUGAAGAAAAGGGAAGACAGCAUUCCUUUACGUGGGCUCAACCAAAAUCUAUUUAAUAAUCCAGAGCAUCAAAAAGACAGCACUUUAGGAGCAUUACAGACUUCUUCAAAACCCGUAGUGCUCCCUUCUACGUCUUCAGCGUAUUUCCCUGGGCAGCUACCAAACAGUUAAUCCUAUUGUCAUCUUUUACUUUUACUGAAAUUUUAGAAAUUCAGCGUGGUUUUAAUAUAGAAACAGCACAGAUCAAAUUCUGAAUAAGCAAGUUUCAAAGUUUAUUGACCUACUGUAUUAAGAUUGUUUGGAUCCUUUAAGUAUUGCUGUCCUUUAUGCAGUUUAGGGGGGCAAAUUUGUACUAGGGAAUGGGUGAAGAUUCUUUUUAGUUUGGAACAUGGUGUUUUGUAGAAUGAUAGUAUGAAUUUUAUUAAACUAAUCCUUAGAAAUUCUCAGCAGUUCUAAGGAAAGAGUUGAUCCUUGUAAGGGAAUUCUAAUCAUAUUCAAUAUCUCGGUUAAUUAAAAACUCAGAUAUAUAUACUAGUAUGAAACCAAAGAAUGCUAUCAGUUCAUUGUAUCAUUUUCAUUAGUACAAUAAAAGUUUUAAAUUUGCCACCUGAGAAUUUUAAGGGAAAAUAAUUAUCUCUUUAGAUAUAUUAUUAUUAUUUUGCGGUAUGCG